AUGCUUACUGCUGAAUAUAUAGCAGAGAGGUAUUUAGAAGAGUUUGAGAGUAACCCUGGUUGGGGAAUUAAGGAGAUUAGGGCUAGGAUUUUGAAUGAUUUAGGAAUUGAAGUGAAUUAUUUUAAGGCAUGGUGCAAUGUUGUUGUUUAUGGUAUUAACAGCCAAGAGCCACCCUUGUUCAUGAGAAUGUUAAUUUGUUUAAGGCCACUCAGAGAUGGGUUUGCAAAAGCUUGUAGGCCACUAAUAGGGUUAGAUGGUUGUCACCUCAAAGGUGCCUAUCCUAGGAAAAUUUUGGUGGCAGUGGCUAAGGAUGGGAAUAACAACUUAUUUUCUCUAGCUUGGGCUAUAGUGGAGAUAGAAAACAAGGAAACUUGGAGUUCGUUCUUGGAAUCACUUAAGGCAAUGUUCAAAAAUGAUCAAGGAGCUGGGCUAACCAUCAUGUCUGACAGGCAGAAGUUGUUGUUUGAGUAUGAAAUUGCCAUGGAGUCUAUCAAAUUCCUUGAUGAAGAGGCAUACGAGAUAGACUUUGUGGCUAGGUCCUGUGUGGUGCAACCAUCAAGAGAGAAUACAUUUGAGGUGCUGCUGAAGGAUAACCAAGUGUUGGUUAAUUUGGAGAAAGAGACCUGCACAUGUUACCAUUGGGAACUCACUGACAUUUCCUGUCUUCAUGCUUAUGCAUGCAUGUUGGAUAUGAGGGGUGACAUAAAGGCAUAUGUUGACCCAUACUAUACCAUGGACACAUACAUGGCUGCUUAUGAACUAGUUGUCCAACCAAUGCCUAGUCCCAAGCACUGGGAGAAAGUCCAAAUGAGGGAACCACAACCCCCUUCUUUUAAGGUGCAACCUGGGAGACCAAAGAGCAAAAAAAGGAAGCUUGAGCCAAGACAAUGUUCUACUGCAGGUGGUCAACCAAGUACAACAAAGAGGAAGAAGCAAUGCAGUCACUGUGGGGAUUUGGAUAUUAUGCAAAGACCUGCAAACUACCUGCUGCACCUGAUACAAAUGUGA
This is a messenger RNA of Chenopodium quinoa (quinoa), 1008 nucleotides long. RefSeq lists its product as uncharacterized. The transcript is spliced from 5 exons. Lineage: Eukaryota; Viridiplantae; Streptophyta; Magnoliopsida; Caryophyllales; Amaranthaceae. The coding region runs from base 1 to 1008 and encodes 335 amino acids. The record is from RefSeq and is a predicted model, not a curated record. Gene Ontology annotation, molecular function: zinc ion binding.